AGUAGGUUGUUGUCGGCCUGAUUGGAUUUUCUUGUCACUCCUCGAGAUGAAGUAGUGCGCAAUGGCAAGUCGACUUAUGCGAUGACGAAAUUUAAUAAAGCUCUUCACAAAAGGUGGACUGCUAAUAUAAAUACUUGACUUAUUAGUGCCACAUCGGAGUACUAAAACAACAACUGAUUAAGUGUACUAAAAUAUUUGUGAAUAAAUAUUACAUUUUCGCGCCUUUUUUCCGACGAUCGGAAACAUUAAAAGACAUUUAUUAAACAUAUAAUGGGUAAAUUUCAUAAAGAGAGACUUUUUGUGUCUAAAAUAUCAAUAUAUCUGUUGCUGAUGGUUGUUAUAACAGAGCUGUGUCACACAUUGGCUGAAAAACACACAGAUAAACAAGACACAAAAACACACAGAAGGCGUAGACGACAGGCGGGUGAUUUCAUAUUGAUGAAUUACAAAGCACAGAAAGCCCUAAAAGGGACAACGCAACCUUCAGAAUUUUUCAGACGCAUCGGGAAGAAGUGGGCAGGACCGGUCAAUCUUAACAACCGUGACAUCUUAAUUCGACCUGAUGAUUACGGUGGCGGCAUGCUUAUUGAUGACGAGUAUGUUGAGAACUGGUAACAGUCAUGAACAACAAAUGACAUUAGACAAUAGUUGGUAGUGUUGAAUCAUAAAAAUGGUGUUUCAGAUGAAAAACAUUAUAACUAUUUCUUUUCUCUCAGUUAAUAUUUUAAUAUAAAAUUCUUCUUUUGUUUAAGAAUUUCAUGGAAUAGAAAGAAAAAAUGUCAACAAAUAAAAAGUUUAUUUUAUGAUAAUUGAGUAAUAUAUAAUAAAGUUUAAUAAAACAGA
Ruditapes philippinarum (Manila clam) is the source of this 843-nucleotide messenger RNA. RefSeq lists its product as uncharacterized. NCBI's taxonomy places the organism in Eukaryota, Metazoa, Mollusca, Bivalvia, Venerida, Veneridae. The transcript is spliced from 4 exons. Bases 271 to 615 code for a protein of 114 amino acids. The record is from RefSeq and is a predicted model, not a curated record.